CUCACUUAGGUCUGUCACCAUCAUCCCACGCCUUGGACCUCGCUGCCAGCUCUCUCGCGCGUCUCAGUGCCAAAGUGCUUACUCUGCUAACAAAAAUCGCUGACGCCGUCCUCAAAUCGCUGCGCAAGCGCAAGCGAGCAUGCUGGGCCGGUGGCAACUCAUCCACAUCACUCAGCAGAGAUACACGCGCAGCAGAGAUACACGCGCGCAUUGCACCCCAGCCAUCAUCACGCCGUCGUCGCGUCGCAGGUGCAUCAAUCAUGGCCAAGCUCGUGCUCGCGCUCGCGCUCGCGCCGGCCGCGGCGUUCGCCCCGACGGCCGCGCCCCGAACCACCACGCAGCUCCACGCGCGCCAGCCGAUCAUAGCGGGCAACUGGAAGCUGAACCCGUCGUCGAUCCAGGAGGCCGACGGCCUCGCGAAGGGCGUCGCUUCCUUGUUAGGAGACGAGACGUGCGCGUCGUCGUCGGCCGCGGACUGCACGGAGGUCGUCGUGUUCCCCCCGUUCCCCUUCAUCUCGUCUGUGGUGGACGACCUCGCGGGUGUGGGGGUCGGCGUCGGCGCCCAGUCUAUAUUUCACACGGCGGAAUCCGGCGCGUACACGGGCGCCGUGAGCGCGUCGAUGGUGACGAGCUUAGGCUGCCAGUACGUGCUCUGCGGCCACUCGGAACGGCGCACGGUCUUCAAGGACGACGACGAGGCCAUCAACAAGAAGGUCCUGAAGGUCAUCGAGGACGGCAUGCGGCCCGUGUUGUGUAUCGGCGAGACGGAGGAGGAGUACGACGCGGGCCUGUGUGCCGACGUCUGCAAGCUGCAGCUCGCCAAGGACCUCGCGGGCGUGUCGGCGGCGGCCAUGAAGGACGUCGUGAUCGCGUACGAGCCCGUCUGGGCCAUCGGCACGGGCAAGGUCUGCCCCUGCGACGUGGCGCAGACGGUCCACAAGACGAUCCGCGACUACUUAGCCGAGUUGUAUGAUCGGUCGACGGCGGACGCCGUGCGCAUCCAGUACGGCGGCUCCGUGACGCCCGAGUCCGUCGACGAGCUCAUGGCGCAGCCGGACAUCGACGGCUGCUUGGUUGGAGGCGCUUCCUUAGUCGCGGAAAAGUUUGCCAGAAUCUGCAACUUCGUCCGCAAGUGAGCGCGUAAGGUUUAGACACAAUUGA
Pelagomonas calceolata is the source of this 1161-nucleotide messenger RNA. The record is from the annotation of a GenBank genome assembly. NCBI's taxonomy places the organism in Eukaryota, Pelagophyceae, Pelagomonadales, Pelagomonadaceae.